This is a messenger RNA of Leptosia nina, 573 nucleotides long. The record is from the annotation of a GenBank genome assembly. NCBI's taxonomy places the organism in Eukaryota, Metazoa, Arthropoda, Insecta, Lepidoptera, Pieridae.
AUGCGCUCGCGCACCGCUGCAACUCACACCGCGCACUUAACUCGCCAUCGAGCUUUUGCACACAUACGCAUGUUCCCAACUGUACGCGUAUCGUUCGCCGGGUGCCGCGCGGAGGCUCGGUACGCGGUGCUGCUUGACGUGGUUCCGGUGGACGGCAAGCGCUACCGCUACGCGUACCACCGCUCCUCGUGGCUGGUUGCCGGCAAGGCGGACCCCCCAGCGCCCGCGCGCCUCUACCCGCACCCCGACUCACCCUUCUCGGGAGACCAACUCCGCAAGCAGGUCGUCUCCUUCGAGAAGGUCAAGCUCACCAACAACGAAAUGGAUAAGAAUGGGCAGUUGGUAUUAAACUCAAUGCACAAAUAUCAACCACGAAUACACUUAGUUCUCCGACGGGAGGGAGCCGUUAAUGCUCCUAUAACCGACCUCGAGCAGGAAGAAUUCAAGACAUUCAUAUUUCCUGAAUGCGUCUUUACAGCCGUCACAGCUUACCAGAAUCAACUCAUAGAAUUAGAUCAGUCGCGCUUGAUAGACAAUUUGAUAUCUAAAAUAGAUCACAGGACAAAUGUUUGA